AUGGGCCGAAAACUGCGUACAACGUUUCAUGCCUUCGUCCCUACCGGUGCGCAGCCCGCGCAGACUUCUCCAGUUUCUCGCAGCAAGCUCUCCAUCGGAACACCUGUCUUCGUUCGUGAUUAUCGAGCGGGGUUCCCAGACUGGAUUGAAGCAACCGUAGUAUCGCACAGAGGCAGUAUGUUGUUUGACGUCGACGUUGGUGAUGACAUCUGGGUUCGCCACCUUAACCAGAUCCGACGGCGACAUUGCAGUAACACAAAUGGGCUCGAUUCGGCGCCGUCACUCUCUCUCGACAUCCUACUGGAUACCUUCGCCAUUCCGGCAGAUCAGUCGGUUCCCGAACCCACUUCUGCGUCCCCUUCGGAUAUACCAUCUUCGGUAUCAGUUACCGCUCCCGUAUCUCCAGGCAUUAAACCACGACUAAGACGCCGGACCAACCGCAUGCGCCGAUCAACACGUCUGAUGCAGGUCAACCCACGCCAGAAGCGGUACUGA
Spirometra erinaceieuropaei is the source of this 495-nucleotide messenger RNA. Lineage: Eukaryota; Metazoa; Platyhelminthes; Cestoda; Diphyllobothriidea; Diphyllobothriidae. The record is from the annotation of a GenBank genome assembly.